Molecule: messenger RNA, 1009 nt
Organism: Alnus glutinosa
Lineage: Eukaryota; Viridiplantae; Streptophyta; Magnoliopsida; Fagales; Betulaceae
Product: lysine-rich arabinogalactan protein 18
Exons: 2
Coding region: 33-728 (231 amino acids)
Cellular component (GO): plasma membrane
Source: RefSeq, a predicted model, not a curated record
GCAGCCUUCACUCACUCUGUCUCUCUGAAGCAAUGGAUCGGCAAUGCUUGCUCGCAUUCGCGUUGAUCGGCAUCAUUGUCGCCGGCGUCGGAGCCCAGUCCCCAGCGGCUGCGCCAUCCAAAUCUCCGGUGACUCCGGCGGGUGCUACUUCACCGGUUUCAUCACCAGCCGCGGCUCCAUCUAAGCCACAAUCACCAGCCAAAGCACCUUCGAAGCCUAAAUCUCCGGCUCCGGCCACGUCUCCAUUGUCGUCUCCACCGGCUUCGGUUCCUGUGAAACCGGCUGCGCCAACUCCAUCGAAGCCGGCUGCGCCAGCUCCAGUGGCUAAACCUCCUGCGGCUGCUCCAUUGAGCUCACCACCGGCUCCGGUUCCGGUCAGCUCUACGCCUCUGCCUGCACCGGAGAAGUCUCCUCCGUCACCUGCGCCGGAGACUGUUCCCUCCAGCGCUCCUCCGGCUCCGGUAACCGCGCCGACUGCCGAGGUUCCAGCUCCGGCUCCGAGCAAGAAGAAACCAAAGGCUAAGACUAAGAAGCACCACGCGCCGGCCCCGGCGCCGGGGCUUUUAGGCCCGCCCGCUCCGCCAGCUGAGGCACCCGGACCCAGCCAGGACGCGACCUCGCCUAGUCCCUCUUUGGCUGAUGAGAAUGGAGCGGUGACGAUCAGGGCCGUGCAGCAGGUGGUGGCCGGCUUGGCAUUGGGAUGGGCUGUCCUCGGUUUGAUCCUUUAGAGAGAGAGAGAGAGAGAGAUGUUAUUAUUUACGCGGUUCAUUGUUAAACAGAUCGAUUAAACGUAGAGAUUCCUCUAAAUUAUUUCUUAAUAGUUUGGAGAAAAAUUGUGUCGAUUUGCUUUGAACUUUGGGAUUUACCAGCAUGCUUCUUUUAUUCUUUGGGAGAGGACGUUUGUGGGGGGAAACUUGAUUACUUUGUAGUUUUCUUUUCAAUCUACUACUCAGUCUACUUGAUUACUUUUGUAUUACACUAUUGGAGAGCUCAGAGCAUCUUUCUUUUA